Chaetura pelagica (chimney swift) is the source of this 1247-nucleotide messenger RNA. It is a transcript of the gene AQP9, whose product is annotated as aquaporin 9. The transcript is spliced from 7 exons. The record is from RefSeq and is a predicted model, not a curated record. Gene Ontology annotation, biological process: glycerol transmembrane transport; water transport. The coding region runs from base 443 to 1147 and encodes 234 amino acids. Gene Ontology annotation, molecular function: water channel activity; glycerol channel activity; urea transmembrane transporter activity. Gene Ontology annotation, cellular component: plasma membrane; basolateral plasma membrane. NCBI's taxonomy places the organism in Eukaryota, Metazoa, Chordata, Aves, Apodiformes, Apodidae.
AGAGAAGAAACAGAAUGGAAAACUCAUGAUGAAUUGUUAGGGCAUGUUGAGUUGGUUCUGUCACUGCCUGCAGUCAGAUGAUUUCACUGGCUGUACAAGAUGAAAUCUCAUAUUUCAAUGUAUAAGUAAAAGUGUCAAAGUUCAGCUGAAGCAGGGACGAAUACAGAGCAAAUUUUGUGUGUAUUUGUAACUAGGGCACCAGAGCAAUAGAAGAAGCCAAAAUGAGCCGGAAAAGCAGAAGCACUUUAAAGGAGAAAUUUGCCUUGAAGAACAGCUUGGCUAAAGAAGCCCUCUCAGAAUUCCUGGGAACUUUUAUAUUGAUACAGCUUGGUUACUGCCUGACAAACAUUGUACAGCCUUGAAUGAAUUUCUUCUACUUACGGCACUUGGCUGUGGCUGUGUGGGCCAGGCUGUUCUUAGCCGAGGAGCACACGGUGGGCCCAUGACAAUAUCAGUUGGAUUCGCAAUGGCAGUCACCAUAGCAGUGUAUGUGUCUGGGGGGGUUUCUGGUGGUCACAUAAACCCAGCCGUUUCAUUAGCCAUGUGCGUGACUGGAAGAUUAAAAUGGACCAAAUUACCAAUUUACAUAUUAGCACAACUCCUGGGAGCAUUUGUUGGAGCAGCAGCUGUCUUUGGGAUUUAUUACGAUGCCUUUAUGGAGUAUAGCAAUGGAAGACUUGAGGUCACAGGACCUAAUGCAACAGCACACAUCUUUGCAACAUAUCCAGCUCCCUAUCUGUCCCUCAUAAAUGGAUUUGCAGAUCAGGUGAUGUCAACAGCUGUUCUUCUUCUGGCUAUAUUUGCUAUUUUUGACACCAAAAAUAACAGCGUACCAAAGGGCCUGGAGCCAAUUGCAGUAGGAGUUCUUAUAAUUGUUCUUACUUGCUCCUUGGGAAUGAACAGUGGCUGUGCCAUGAACCCAGCCAGGGAUCUAGGCCCAAGGCUCUUCACAGCCGUUGCAGGAUGGGGGAUGGAUGUAUUCACGGCUGGGAAUAACUGGUGGUGGGUCCCUGUUGUUGCACCUAUGCUGGGAGGUGUACUUGGAGCAAUGACCUAUAUUGUUCUUAUUGAAAUUCAUCAUUCAGAUACUCAGCCAGGAGACGAAAAUGAUGUGUAUGACAAAUACGAAUUGACCAAUGUGGAGUAAGAAGUGAAGAAUUUUCUCAUUUUGUUGUGUAGCUUUUAUGCAAAUAAUCGUUUGGACCAUGUUACAAAACCUGUAUGCUUCAAGCAGAAAUUCACAUUUC